Molecule: messenger RNA, 3018 nt
Organism: Closterium sp. NIES-65
Lineage: Eukaryota; Viridiplantae; Streptophyta; Zygnematophyceae; Desmidiales; Closteriaceae
Source: the annotation of a GenBank genome assembly
AUGGCUCCUCCUCGCAAAAAGGCCGAACCGAGAAAGGAGGAGAGCGAGAACGAGAGCGAGAGCGCGAGCGAAAGCGGGAGUGCGAGCGGCCAGGGAAGCGGGGAUGAAAGCGCAAGUGAGAGGAGUGAGGGUUCCGACGAGGGGUCUGACAGGGACAGCGACGCGGAGGAAUCGGGGGACGAAGGAAGUGAAACUGAAGCAGAGGAGGAGGAUGGGGAGAAGAGUGACGAGGUGAGCGAGAGAGACGCGAGAACGGAGAGUGACGUCAGCGAUGCGGACGGGGAUGAGGAGGAAAAUAAUAGGGUUUCAGAUAAGACGGGAGCGAAAAGAGCGGGAGGGUUACGGGGGAAGGAGACAGAUGGUCUGCUGGGAGCAAGGAGGACGAACGGAACGGAAAAGGAGAAUAAUCAAUCGAGAAGACCUCGGCUGACGUGGCUAUCGUGGAUUGGCCUAUGGCUGGGCUACUUGAUCGCUGCGUUUAUUGCCUACCACGUAAUGCAGACUGCCACGUCACCCGUUCCCAGUCUCUCCCACCCCUCAUCCUCCUCCUGCCUCUCCUCUAACUCCGCUGUUAAUGAAACAGCAGGAGGGGAAGGGGUUCCAGCCUCACAGCCCGGGUCAGUCCAAUCAGGAAACGCCACAUGUCCUGCUCCGCCUCUCCCUCCUCUCGCCACGUGGCACCCAGCCGUGGCAGCAGCCGCCACUCUCGCGCUUCAGCCCUGGUCCCCUGUUGCCGCCACACUCGUCGUCCUAGGGUUCGCCCUCCUGCUUCUGCGGCAGGUGUCUGCUGUCAUUAAGACAUUAGUAGUCUUAAGAGAGAAGGUUAAUAGGCUAGAGGCGGACGGAGCAAGCGCGGGGGCUGGAGGGGACGGGGGACUGGGUGAAGGGGAAGAGAGCGAGGGGGAGGAGGAGGAAGAGGAGGGAUCGGAGGACGGUGAGAGGGAGGACUGGGAGGGGUUCGCAGGUGGUGCAGGGGGGGGAGUCGUGGCAGUUGGCGAUGUCGGUUUAGCAGAGAGCCUUGCUGCGAUCAGUGAGAGUGUUGGGACAAACUCGCUGUUAGCGAUUUUGGUGAAUGAGGUGCGGGUUCCGUUGAGAGGGGUGCUGGGGGUGCUGCAGCUGCUGUCCUCCUCGCCCCUGGACGCAAUGCAGCAGGAUAUCUUGCAUUCUGUCACCGCCACCACGCGCCACCUCAUCCACGUGGCGAACAACGUCGUUGACACCUGGCGCGCGGACGGCCGGGCGGCUGCAGCAGCAGCUGCCGCCGCCGCCGCCGCCUCUGCUACAGCUGCUAUAGGCGCUGGUGGAGCUGCAUCCGCAGCUGCUGCUACAGCCGUUACAGCAGCAGGGGCAGCGGCUGCUAGUUCUGCUACAGCUGACAGCCUGGAUGCAGGAGGGGCGUUGAGGCCUGUGGCUACAGUGCCGGUGCCGCCCAGGCUGGAGUCGGCACUGUUUGAGUUUCGUCCGCUAGUGGACGAGGUGUUGGCUCUGACAGGCGGGGAGGCGUGUGAGAAGGGAGUGGAGAUAGCCGCGCUGGUCAUGGACUCGGUGCCUGCAGCGGUUGUGGGCGAUCCACUCCGACUCAGACAGACAGGUGUGUGUGGUGAGCCCGAGGCUCUGACAAGUGCGUGUGAGAAGGGAGUGGAGAUAGCCGUGCUGGUCAAGCGAGUGGAGAUAGCCGUGCUGGUCAAGCGAGUGGAGAUAGCCGUGCUGGUCAAGCGAGUGGAGAUAGCCGUGCUGGUCAAGCGAGUGGAGAUAGCCGUGCUGGUCAAGCGAGUGGAGAUAGCCGUGCUGGUCAAGCGAGUGGAGAUAGCCGUGCUGGUCAAGCGAGUGGAGAUAGCCGUGCUGGUCAAGCGAGUGGAGAUAGCCGUGCUGGUCAAGCGAGUGGACAAUGUGCCAGCAGCUGUUGUGAUUCUUCUCAACCUCUUCACUGUUGCUGUCCGCCUCACCGAUCGGGGCCACAUCUUCCUCUGUGUGCGUGUUGCCUUCGACGCUCCCCACAAACCAGCAGCAGCAGCAGCAGCAGCAGCAGCACCAGUGGCAGGAUCAGGAGCAGCAGGAGGAGGAGCAGCAGCAGGGGAAGGGGGGGAUGGAGGAGAGGAGGAGAAGGAGAGGGCAGCACGGGGCAAAACGUCUCUCAUGAAGGGCGAGUACCUGACUCUGAGCGGGUUACCAGCAGUGGACGGCAGCAACAGCUGGCCUGCCGUCUGUGAGAUGCUGAAGCAGCAGGAGAACCGACUAAAAAAAUCACCCUCUGGUGGCGCUGCUGGUGGCGCUGCUGGGACUGCUGCUGGGACUGCUUCUGCUCCUGCGGCUGUAGCUGCUUCUGGCAGCGGCAGCGGCGGUGGUGGUUCUGCUGCUGCUGCUACUGCUGGGGGUGCAUCUGGAACCGGGGCAAGGGCAGCGGCGGACAGGAGGAGGAGGGGCAUCCGGCUGGUGUUUAGUCUGGAGGACACGGGGGCGGGGCUACCGGGGGAGGUGCUGGCAGCGAGGGAGCGGCCGUUUGAGGCGGUUCACAUGAAGCUGCAGCAGAAGUACGCGGGCGUGCCGCUGCUGCUCUGCUUUGCUGAGAGGCUCGUGAACUCCAUGUCAGGACAAAUGUCGCUAUCCACGCGCGUCAGCACCGGCACCACCGUCACCUUCGACGUACUCCUGGACCAGCCUCCCCCAGGUGCCCCCUCCCCUGGCACUGGCGGCAGCAGCGGAGGCUCAGCUGGAGGGGUCGGAGCAGUAGCAGGAGGAGGAGGAGGAGGAGGAGGAGCGGCAGCAGCGGCAGGGGGGGCAGUGCCGCGGGUGUUUCACAUAGGGUACGGGGCGAUAGGGGACGAUCAGCACGCGGAGUGUGCGGGGCUGAGGGCGAAGCUGCGGGGCAUGCGGUGUCUGGUGGUGGAUGGGCGGCCUGUGAGGCAGCAGGUGACUGCCACGUACCUGGCCCGCAUGGGCCUCCGAGUUGACCUCUCUGACAGCGUCCCUGCUGCUGCGCUGGCACUGCGACACUCAAGGCACCUCCCAGGUGGGUGA